Messenger RNA from Pelodiscus sinensis (Chinese soft-shelled turtle), 939 nucleotides. Its product is annotated as olfactory receptor 52P1-like. NCBI's taxonomy places the organism in Eukaryota, Metazoa, Chordata, Testudines, Trionychidae. Gene Ontology annotation, cellular component: plasma membrane. Gene Ontology annotation, biological process: G protein-coupled receptor signaling pathway. Gene Ontology annotation, molecular function: G protein-coupled receptor activity; olfactory receptor activity. The record is from RefSeq and is a predicted model, not a curated record.
AUGGCAGCUUUCAACCUCACCCCCUCUGACACAUCAACAUUCACCCUAACAGGCAUCCCUGGUCUGGAAGAUGCUCAUGUCUGGAUUUCCAUUCCAUUCACUACUUGCUACAUAAUCUGCCUCUUGGGAAAUGUCUCCAUUCCACUUGUUGUAUUCAAAGAGCAGACCCUGCACCAGCCGAUAUACCUGCUGCUCUGCAUGCUGGCGCUCACCGACAUCAGCAUGUCUACUUGCAUUGUGCCAAAAGCCCUGUGUAUAUUUUGGUUCAAUUUGAAAGGAAUCACUCUGAGCGGCUGUAUCACCCAAAUUACGUUCCUCACCACGGCGUCUGCAAUGCACUCAGCCGUCCUGGUGACAAUGGCCUUCGAUCGCCACGUUGCCAUUUGUAACCCUCUGAGAUACACCAGCAUCCUAACCCAACCACGGAUAGCUGUGCUAGGGCUGGUCAGUUUAAUAAGAGGGAUUGUCUGUGCGCUGCCCGUGCCCCCAAUGCUAAGCAGACUACAAAUAUGUGCCAACCGCAUCAUCCCUCAUACAUAUUGUGAGGGUAUCGCUCUGGCAAAGAUCUCAUGUGGGGACCUCACAUUCUAUAGGCUCUAUGGCUUGGUGGUAACGCUUAUAAUUGAUGGGCUAGACCUUACGCUCAUCGCUCUGUCCUACUGUCUGAUCAUCAGGGCCGUUCUUAGAAUCUCUUCCAAGAAAGCCUACCAGAAAGCCCUCAACACCUGCUCCACCCACAUCUGUGUGAUGCUGAUGUCUUAUACUUCCUACAUCUUCUCCACUGUGGCACACCGGUUCGGUCAGGGAAUCGCUCCCCACGUUCAUGUCAUCUUGGCCAACAUCUAUGUCCUGGUCCCCCCCAUGCUCAACCCAAUCGUAUAUGGAGUCAAAACCAAAGAGCUUCGUGAAAAAAUGAGGAAAAACAUACUCAGAAGGUGA